Molecule: messenger RNA, 843 nt
Organism: Gasterosteus aculeatus aculeatus (three-spined stickleback)
Lineage: Eukaryota; Metazoa; Chordata; Actinopteri; Perciformes; Gasterosteidae
Gene: fbxo36a
Product: F-box protein 36a
Molecular function (GO): protein binding
Source: RefSeq, a predicted model, not a curated record
AAACAAAAUAGAAACAUCCAACAAUAAAAUAUUAAAAAUAAAACAUUUCCAACAUUAUUCAUUGUCAUCAACUCAUACAACAAUAAAACACUGCAAAGUGAUUCCACCACAGUUGAAUCAAUAAUGUUAUAUCAGUUGCUUAUGAGUAGUCAUGGUAACAGUGCUGCGUCCAAAAUGGCAUCCUUACUUGGGGAGCACCUAUUUCAAAUUAGUGGACAGGGUCCCCCUCCUCAAAAAGAUUUUUUCCAACUUCUAAUUACCAAUAUUGAGGUAAUAUGGAGAACAUGGACAAUUUCUAUAAGACUUGAGUGCCAGGGAGCUACUCCCACCGAGCUGAAGGUUUCCCACGACAAUUUCCUGCUUCAGAAAAUGCUACAGCAAAACGUUGAGGCAGUUUUCGGGCAGAGGAUCCUAGAAUACACAAGAUCGCUUUGUCAAGGACAGUUUGAUUACCUGGAGCGCUUACCGAAUGGCAUGGUGCUCAAAAUCCUGUCCUUCCUACAGCUGACAGACGUGACACGGCUGGCACAGGUUUCGCAUAGAUUCAGACAGAUCUGCGACUCUGAGAAGUUUUGGGAGCAAACUGUGAGGAAUCGUUGUGACGACUUUACCAGCGACAUGGAGGGCAUUGCAAAUGUUAUGGGCUGGAGGAAGAUAUUUUUUACCUUUUUUCACACCAGUGUUCAUGAAGAGAACCAUGAAGCAAUUGGAGAGUUGGAUAGUCAGCAUUAAGAUUGUACUUGUACUACUGAAAAAAGAUCCAAUGCAUGAGGUUUCAUGUUCUUAAGUUUAACAUUAUGUUGUGUUAUCUCCAAGCAACAAGUAAUAAAUUAUUGUAUUGUA